AUGGACCCUUCUAAAACAUAAAUGUUAAAAUUAUCGUAAUCUACCAAGGAGAGAGUAGAGGCAGCAAAAUAAUACAUUGAGAAGAAAUACCAAAAGCUACUUUAUGAAUAAAAAGAAAAAAGAGAGAAGUGGGAACAAUUAAUUCAAAAAUUGACAAAUCUAAAUUAUACACCAAUUGAGCAAUAAGUUAUUAAACAAGACUUGCUUCAUAAGGAGGCUGAGAUUUUGAGAUUACAAAGACAAAAACUAAGCAUAAAAGACUUUGAACCAAUAGAAAUAAUUGGAAGAGGUGCCUUUGGUGAAGUAAGGUUGUGUAGAAAUAAAUUGUCUAAUGAUAUAGUUGCAGUUAAGAAAAUGAAAAAGUCUGAAAUGCUUUAUAAAAACUAAGUUUGUCACGUAAGAGCAGAAAGAGACCUUUUAGCAGCAUCAGAUAAUGCAUGGAUAGUUUAAUUAAAAUGCUCAUUCCAAGAUGAAAAAUAUCUGUACUUAGUAAUGGAAUACUUGCCCGGAGGAGAUUUGAUGACAUUAUUAAUGAAGAAGGACAUCUUUACUGAGAAGGAAUCAUAAUUUUAUAUGGCAGAAUCAAUAAUGGCAGUGGAUUCUGUACACAAAUUAAAAUAUAUACAUAGAGAUUUAAAGCCAGAUAAUAUUUUAUUAUAAGCAGACGGACACAUAAAAUUGAGUGACUUUGGAUUGUGUAAAUACGUAGAAUCAAGAGGAACGAGAUUAGAUGAGAGGAUCAGCAUACAUAAACCAGAGGAUAAAGGAGGUAACACAACUACCUUCAAGAGAAAUAGAAUUAAGGCAUACAGUACAGUAGGCACUCCAGAUUAUAUUGCUCCUGAAGUGUUCGGAAAGUCUGGUUAUAAUGAGACAGCCGAUUGGUGGUCACUAGGAGCAAUUCUAUUUGAAAUGUUGGUUGGAUAUCCACCAUUCUUUUCUGAUGAUCCCUCAUCAACUUGUUAGAAGAUUAUUAAUUGGAAAAAAACACUUGUUAUUCCCCAAGAAGCUAAGCUAUCUCCUGCUGCUACUGAUUUAAUAUUAAGACUUAUGACAGAUGCUUCUAAUAGACUAGGAGUAAAUGGAGUCAAUGAGAUUAAAGCUCAUCCCUUCUUUGCUGGAAUCGAUUGGAAAAAUCUAAGAUCCAAAGUAUCACCUUAUAUACCUGAAAUCAAAUCUGAAUUGGAUACUAGGAACUUUGAUAAGUUUGAGGAAUAAGAACCCUGGGUACCUUAGGAUUCUGGUAAAUCAGUUAGAAAAGAUGUGAACUUUAUAGGAUAUACUUUUAAUAGAGAAGUCGAAGUUCAAAGAUCUUAUCUACUUUAAGCCUUGCUGGAUCUUGAUUCUUUAUAAACACAAAAGACAGUACCUACUGAGUCAACUUUGAGUAAAUCGUAAGAAAAGAAAGAUACCUUCUUUAUGCCCAAUUUACCUAACAGUAUUUCAUUGGAUCCAGAAUUAUAAAGCAAACUAUUGAAAACCUAAAAACUAUUACAAAAUACCAAAUCAAAACCUCUUAUGAGCCAAAAAGAAUUAUCAACUACUCAGAAAUCAUAGCAAUAAUUAAGUUUGAGUCCUACACAUUAAAACUUCAAUUAAUAAAACUAUUUGAAAUAAUUAAUCAGUCCAUAAAAUAAAAAAAGUGCUAUUUCACCUUAAUCUAAACCUGUAAGUGAACAUUAUAACCCAACCUUGGCCUAACUGUAUAAAUAAUUUGAAGUUCAAAAAUAAGCAAGUAAUACACAAAGAGUGUAACCCAAAUCCUAGAUUUAAAUGCCUAUUAAUAGUAAUUUAAAUAAAAAAUGAUAAGCAAUACAAAUAUAAAAUAAUGAUCAAUUUUUUCCCUAAAA
Molecule: messenger RNA, 1850 nt
Organism: Paramecium tetraurelia
Lineage: Eukaryota; Ciliophora; Oligohymenophorea; Peniculida; Parameciidae
Exons: 7
Biological process (GO): actomyosin structure organization; peptidyl-threonine phosphorylation
Cellular component (GO): cytoplasm; cytoskeleton
Molecular function (GO): ATP binding; protein serine/threonine kinase activity
Source: RefSeq, a predicted model, not a curated record